Leguminivora glycinivorella is the source of this 564-nucleotide messenger RNA. Its product is annotated as synaptobrevin-1-like. The record is from RefSeq and is a predicted model, not a curated record. Gene Ontology annotation, molecular function: syntaxin binding; SNAP receptor activity. The coding region runs from base 127 to 504 and encodes 125 amino acids. The transcript has a single exon. Gene Ontology annotation, cellular component: SNARE complex; plasma membrane. Lineage: Eukaryota; Metazoa; Arthropoda; Insecta; Lepidoptera; Tortricidae. Gene Ontology annotation, biological process: vesicle fusion; vesicle-mediated transport.
UUUCAUGUAUUGCUCUAGUGGUCUAUCGUACCGUACGCCAUAUUUUUUCUUUGUAUGUAAUUAGAAACUAACGAGAACGUUUUGAUAUUAUUUAUUUUUAAAUAUUAAGUUCUGAGCAUCGUAGCAAUGGAAGACCAAGGAGGCAGUUCUGCUCCCAGAGUAAGCGACAAGAAGUUGGCGCAGACACAGGCUAAAGUUGAUGAAGUUGUCGGCAUUAUGCGUGUCAAUGUCGAGAAAGUUUUGGAGAGAGAUCAGAAGUUGUCCGAGCUAGAUAAUCGCGCCGAUGCCCUUCAGCAUGGAGCAGCGCAGUUCGAACAACAAGCUGGUAAGCUUAAAAGGAAGUAUUGGUGGCAAAACUUGAAGAUGAUGUUGAUAAUUGGUGCUAUUGGUGCAGUGUUACUCAUCAUUAUAAUAGUGUCGCUGACUGGUGGCUCUUCAGGGGGUAGCGCGGCCCCAGCCCCCGCCCCAGUGACUGAAGCUCCUGCUGCUGGUACAGGACGAUAAUCAACAAUAUAAAUCAACCAUGAAUGUUCCAAGGAUUAGUAUGAAACGAAAAUAUGUCAG